AUGACUGCAACACCGUCCUAUGAAGAGCGCUGUGCCGCAAAGCGUGCCCAACAACUCUCUUCAAUUCCGCCUGAGUGGCGCCUGAAACAUGUUCCCUCUGCCGAAUCAGUCCCCGAUGCCCUCAAUUAUAUCCGUGGGCUUCUCACACCCCAUGAGCUUGCUUUAACCGAAGUGACAAAUAUCACCGUCCAUCUCCAGGAUCUGGCAAGCGGGAAGCUGACCUCGGAGGAACUAACCAAAGCAUUCGCUAAGCGUGCCGCAUUUGCACACCAACUGACGACGUGCUGCACGGAGAUUUUUUUCGAGGCAGCUUUCGCUACUGCUAGAGCUCUCGAUGAACAUCUCGCAAAAACCGGCUCGCCCGUGGGUCCGCUUCAUGGACUGCCGGUCUCUGUGAAAGACUCAUUGAGAGUCAAGGGUGUGGAUACUUCUGUCGGAUGGGUGGCUCUGACAAACAAACCUUCCGAGGUGGACGGAAAGGAAACGCGAGCAUUACGUCGCCUCGGUGCCGUUUUGUACACGAAGACAAACGUCCCACAGUCCCUGAUGAUGUCCGAUUCCUACAACCAUGUCUUUGGUCAAUGCGUGAAUAGCCUGAACCGUCGCCUGAUCUCCGGGGGUAGCUCUGGUGGCGAGAGCUCGUUGAUCAGUAGCAAAGGUAGUAUCCUGGGAAUUGGAACGGAUAUUGGUGGGUCCGUUCGAAUUCCCGCAAGUCUGUGUGGUAUCUAUGGAUUAUGCCCUAGUGUGGGUAGACAGCCAUUUGACCGGCAAGGUAUGAGCAGUGCUCGACAGGACUUAGUGCGUCCAGUUGCUGGUCCAAUGGCAACAAGUCUGGAAACAAUUGAGAUAUAUAUGAAGUCAUUACAAAAAGCCUCUGCGUGGGAAUUUGACCCAGAACAAGUGCCUCUCCCUUGGGGCCUGCGCCGCCCCUCAACUCAGGGAAAUCAUUUCAAGAUUGGCUUUGUACUUGAUGAUGGUGUCGUUAAAGUCCAGCCUCCGAUUGCAAGAGCUAUUCGAGAAGUUGUUGAGGCUUUGAGGGCAGGAGGUCACGAAGUGUUUGAAUGGGACGCUUCGUCGCACAAAAAUGCCUACAAAUUGUGGGAAAAGUGCAUCCUCUCUGGCGGUGGAGAGACAUGUCGCAAGAUGUGCGAGAUGAGUGGUGAGCCUUUGAUCGAGGGCAUGUUAGUCGGGACACCAUCAGAUCUUUUGACGACUGCUCAGACCCACCAACUCGUGUCGGAAAAGUACGAUUUUGAAUCAAUGUAUCUCGAGCGUUGGACGGAGUCUAAUGUAGACGCUGUGAUUAUGCCCGUAACUCCCUGGGUGGGUUACAGUCCCCGGACAUGGGUAAAGUCACAUCAAUAUGUUGGAUACACCAGCAUCUGGAACUUCUUGGAUUAUGCUGCCCUAGCAAUGCCUGUCACUACAGCAACGAAGUCAGAAGAUGCCCCCAUCCUUCACCAAGACUGGAUGCAGCACACGCCAAGAAACAAAAGUGAUUCUUUCAAUCAUGCGCAGUACGAUAUCAACUUGGUUGAAGGCAUGCCUGUCGGCAUGCAAGUGGUGGGUGGCCGAUUUGGAGAGGAAAAGUGCAUUUAUGUGGCAAGAGCUAUUGAGCAAGCGCUGGAAAAGCACGGAAAGCGACGUGUUUGA
This is a messenger RNA of Penicillium robsamsonii, 1653 nucleotides long. Its product is annotated as Amidase. NCBI's taxonomy places the organism in Eukaryota, Fungi, Ascomycota, Eurotiomycetes, Eurotiales, Aspergillaceae. The coding region runs from base 1 to 1653 and encodes 550 amino acids. The transcript has 7 exons. The record is from RefSeq and is a predicted model, not a curated record.